UACUAAUCAGCCGAUGCGAUAGUUGACCUGUUAAUAAUGAUUCCUUAUUCGCGCUCUUGUUGACCGACUCGACUAGCAUGGGCCGACGUCGAUAAAAGGUGCCCCUCCUCCUCCCCCUGUUGUCCGGUUCUCUUCUUCUCCACAACUGCACUUUGCCUGUCUGGAUACUCGUCACCAUGGCCGACAACCCAGAGACCGCGCCCGUGUCCAAGGAGGUCAAGGACUCGGCUCACGUCGAGCGCAUCCUCUCCGGCGGCGAGGGCAUGACCAAGGAUGUCGUCGAUACCAGUCGUGUCGACAAGGAAAUCGCCCAGUAUGCCGGCGGCGAGGCCAUAGUCAUUGACGAGGCAACCAACAAGCGCCUGCGCAAGAUGAUCGAUCGCCGCGUCUUGGUUAUUAUGAUUUGCACGUACUUCCUGCAGGCUCUCGACAAGGGAACAAUGUCGUUUGCCUCGAUCAUGGGUAUUCGAGAGCACGCUGGUCUGCUCGAGGGUAACAAGUACUCCUGGUUGACAACCUGUAUCUACAUCGCCGUCCUCAUCGUCGAAUACCCGACCAACUGGAUCAUCCAGCGUGUCCCCAUCGCCAAAUACCUCUCCGCAAACAUCAUCCUCUGGGGUGCGACUCUCGCCCUGCACUCGGUCGCAAACAACUUCCCCAGCUUGAUCGCUGUCCGCACCCUGCUGGGUAUCUUCGAGGCCGUCUGCCAGCCCUCGUUCGUCCUCAUGUCCAGUAUGUGGUAUAAGCGCGAGGAGCAGGCUGAAACUGUGACCUACUGGUACAUGAUGAACGGUGCCCAGCAAAUCGUCGGCGGUCUCCUCGCCUACUGCUUCAGUCUCAUCGGCAACGACCACCACGUCAAAUCCUUCCACGCCCUCUUCCUCACCUACGGCUGCGCCUCGGUCCUGUGGGGCGUCUUCGUUGGCUGGUGGCUGCCCGACUCGCCCAUGCGCGCCAAGUGCUUCAGCGAAGAGGACAAGAAGCUGAUGGUCGAGCGUGUCCGCUCCAACCAGACUGGUCUGCAGAACAGGAAGUUCCGUGCCUACCAGGUCUGGGAAGCUGCCAAGGACCCCCAGCUGUAUUGCUACAUGGCCAUCCAGAUCUUCACGACGCUGCCGACGAGUGGUCUCGGCGCUUUUGCGAAUAUCAUCAUUACUGGAUUCGACUUUGAUGUCCUGCAGACGCAGUUGCUCGCUAUGGUGCUGGGUUUCUAUAUCAUCAUCGUGCUCCUCACUUCGGCUUUCUUGGUUAAGAAGACCGGGCAGAACCUCUAUGUCAUGCUGGGAUUCAUCAUUCCCUCCUACAUCGGCACAAUCGUCCUCAUGACUGUCGAAAACAAAAACAUGGGCACCAAAGUCGGCCUGCUCAUCUCCUACUACAUCACAUUAUCCUUCUGGUCCGCCCAAAACCUCGGCCUGUCGAUGGUCAGUCGGAACAUCGGCGGCGCAACCAAGAAAUCCGUCUGCAUCGCCGCGACAUUUGUCUCCUGGGCCGUCGGAAACGCCAUCGGCCCCCAGGUCUUCCUCGACCGCGACGCGCCCCGCUACUUCAUCGCCUUUGGCGUUCAUAUCGGGUGCUAUGUCUGCCUGACCAUUGCGGUUAUCUUCCUGCGGUGGUACCUGAGCUGGCAGAACCGCAAGAAGGAGCGUAUGCUUGCUGAGGCCGGGCUCGAUCCCAAUGAGCAGAAUCUGGCGCAUGCGUUUGAGGAUCGCACGGAUCAGGAGAAUCUUUAUUUUAGGUAUAUCUAUUAGGCUUGCUGUUUGAUACCAUGGUUGUGAGAAGCCUAGUGAGGUGGGAUGGUUUUUUUAUGGACUGUGAUUGAGGAGAAGGACUGUGUUUGGAUUUAGGGAAGUUGUGAUUUAAUUAUGAUACCUCGCUUCUCAAUGGAUUGAUGAUUGAUGGAGGAA
Messenger RNA from Aspergillus calidoustus, 1907 nucleotides. NCBI's taxonomy places the organism in Eukaryota, Fungi, Ascomycota, Eurotiomycetes, Eurotiales, Aspergillaceae. The record is from the annotation of a GenBank genome assembly.